Salpingoeca rosetta is the source of this 849-nucleotide messenger RNA. Its product is annotated as methyltransferase WBSCR22. Lineage: Eukaryota; Choanoflagellata; Craspedida; Salpingoecidae. The record is from RefSeq and is a predicted model, not a curated record. Gene Ontology annotation, molecular function: rRNA (guanine) methyltransferase activity. The transcript is spliced from 10 exons. Bases 1 to 849 code for a protein of 282 amino acids. Gene Ontology annotation, cellular component: nucleolus. Gene Ontology annotation, biological process: rRNA (guanine-N7)-methylation.
AUGUCUCGCCCAGAGUACACCGCGCCACCGGAGAUCUUUUACAAUGCGGAGGAAGCUCGCAAGUACACAUCCAACACUCGUAUGAUCCAGAUUCAGCGGGAGUUGACAGAACGGUGCUUGGAGCUGCUCGCACUUCCCGAAGACACGCCGGGGUUCCUUCUCGACAUCGGGUGUGGCUCUGGCUUGAGCGGAGAAACCAUCAGCGAUCACGGACACCAUUGGGUUGGCUUUGACAUCUCUGGCGACAUGCUCGAGGUUGCAGCCGAGCGGGAGUGUGGCGGCGACCUGAUUCACCAGGACAUGGGCCAGGGCGUGCCAUUCCAGCCGGGCUCCUUUGAUGGCGUCAUCAGCGUGUCGGCGCUGCAGUGGCUUUGCAACCAGGACAAAUCAUCACACAACCCCAUCAAGCGCCUUAAGCACUUCUUCACCACCCUCUACGGCGCCAUGGCGCAUGGAGCGAGGGCGGUGUUCCAGUUCUACCCAGACAGUCCGGAGCAGCAGAUGCAGCUUGUGACGCAGCAGGCGAUGAAGUGCGGCUUCACUGGCGGUAUUGUCAUCGACUACCCGAACAGCACACGCGCCAAGAAAAUCUUCCUGUGCCUGUUUGCCGGCGUGGUUGGCAGUGUACCCGCGGGCAAGUCUGACAUGAUGCGUGACACGGCGAGCCAGAGCACGGUUGCAUACACACGCGCAGACCGCCGCCGGCAAGCACGACGGAAGAAGCGGGCCGGUGUCAAGUCGCGGGAAUGGAUGAUGAAGAAGAAGGAGUCUCGGCGCAAGAAAUACGGCGAAAACUCUGUCAAGCGCGACUCAAAGUUCUCCGGAAGGAAACGCCCAACAAGAUUCUAA